GAAAAGUAUAUAGGUGUAUGCUUACUCCCUAAUAUAUUUUACCUUUUUAGUGUUUAUGUGUGUAUCUGUACACUCAUUUUAAUCACGUACAACCGUAAAACCGGUUUUGCGCAAAAAUAUCCGAGAUACACAGUUACUGAAAGUAAAUAAACUUAAAGUGAAAAUACAGCAUUUAAACUGUCUUAAAACUUUAAAUUUAUGGAUGUGUCUUUAGUACGUAUUACUAGUAUAUUUCUGUAGUGUCUUGAAUGGUAUGAGGAGAGUGUAAAUCCGAUUUAUGUAAAAUUAGGCUUACGUAAGGGUUUGUGAAACGGAUUAGUUACGUCAGUCGAGAACUGCCUACAGGCAGCCCCGGACUUACGUAAAUCCGCACUUACGCAAAAACAUCCGAAAUACAUAGAGCUCACGGAAGCGCCAAAACGAAAAAGGACACAGACCGUCCGAGGCUGGGCCGUACUCCAUAAAAACGACAGUUCUCGGUAAACGCUGCGUCUUUUCCGUUGUUUGCACUUAUUUUCUGAUAUUGCGCAACUAUGGGUGGCAGUAAGCGCCUUAAUGAACGUAAAAGUGAAUCAGUUCGUAAACGUACAGUGAUUGAUUUAGAAUUGAAAAUGAAAAUCAUCCGGAAAUAUGAAGGUGGACAAAGCUUAUCAGCGAUUGCACGUGAAUUCGGCUUAGCUGUUUCAACCAUAAACACUAUAGUGAAGGAUGCUGCCCGUAUAAAACAGCAUGUGAGAAGAGCGGCAUGUUUGAAGUCGACGAUAAUAACGAAGAAACGUGAAGGUGCAAUUAGUGAGAUGGAGAAACUACUAACAUUAUGGAUAGAAGACCAAAUCCAGAAACGUAUUCCGCUAAGCCUAGUCACCAUACAAGCAAAGGCAAGAAGCCUCUUCGAUGACCUUAGGGAAAAAUAUCCGGAAGGCACGCAAUCAUUUACUGCGAGCAGUGGCUGGUUCGCGCGGUUUAAAAAGCGUGCAGGUUUCCAUAAUGUUAAAGUGAACGGGGAGACUGCCGGUGCCGAGCAAGCGCGACACUUCCCCGACUGGCUGCACAAAAUCAUCGAGGAAGGUCCGUACUCUUCCGAACAGGUUUUUAACGCGGAUCAGACAGCUUUAUUUUGGAAAAAAAUGCCGUCGCGCACAUAUAUAUCGAAACAGGAAAACACUGCGCCUGGAUAUAAAGCCUCAAAUGAUAGGCUUACUCUAUUGCUGGGCGGAAAUGCAUCGGGAACCUGUAAACUAAAACCACUUCUGGGUUACCCGUGUGAAAACCCGCGAGCUUUAAAGGGGGUCAGCAAGGCGACUCUGCCGGUGCAUUAUCGCUCCAAUAGCAAUGCCUGGAUCACCGUCCCAGUAUUUGAGGAUUGGUUUGUCAGUUGUUUCAUUCCUGAAGUAGAAAAAUAUUGCAAAGAAAAUGACGUUCCCUUCAAGAUUAUGCUUAUUCUGGAUAAUGCUCCUGGUCAUCCAGCCGACCUGGACGAUUUCCACCCAAACGUCAAGGUUGUUUACCUCCCUCCGAAUAUUGCAUCAUUAAUACAGCCCAUGGAUCAAGGCGUGAUUGCAAACUUAAAGGCCUAUUAUUUAUGCGCAACUUUUGCUCAGGCAGUGGCGGCAAUAGAUGAAAAUCUGGAUACAACAUUCGUUGACUUUUGGAAAUCGUACAAUAUUUAUCACGCUAUUCGGAAUAUUGAAAAGGCAUGGGCGGAGGUUUCACAAGCAUGCAUGAACAACGUCUGGAAGAAACUUUGUCCAUGGUUUGUCAGCGACUUCAGGGGCUUGGAAGAGGACGAGACUUUCGAUGAAGUGGGUGAAAAAAUUGUCCAGCUUGGCAAGCAGUUGCAGCUGGAAGUGAGUAAAGAGGACGUGGAAGAACUGAUUGAGUCGCAUAAUAAUGAAUUAUCUAAUGCAGAUCUCAUGGAGUUGGAAGCUGCACGAGUUGCAGAAGAUGAAAGGAGCGAAGACGCGGAACCUGAAGUUGAACCAAAACGGUUCACGGCAAAAGAGAUGACAGUUGCUUUUAGGGAACUGAAUUCAUGUUUGGCUAGGUUUGAGAAAAUGGAUCCGAAUACGUCUCGAUUCCUAAAAGUGCAAAGAAUGGUAGAAGAUACCUUUUCUUGCUAUCGGGAGAUAUAUGAAGAAAAGAAAAAAGCUGUAUCUGUUUUUCGUACCUCUUCUAAGCCUGGAAUGACUUACCCCGUGCACGUUGGUCAGCCCUGCUAACGUUUCUGUGCCGAAAGGGAAGCACUUAUGUCAGCACACAGCACACAUUCACAAUAAUUUACCCCUGGAUGGAUGGAACGGAAUUCCAGCUUUCGCUUGCUGCAGCACGUUUGUGCGUAUCAGCACUCUUCUCCAGUGUCCUGAUUGUUUGUGAAUGAUGCAUUUAGUAACAGGGUAUCGCAGUGUAUAGUUAUUGUAUUUUUGUGUUUUAAAAAAUCUACCGAAAUCAUUCUCUGUACAGCAGUGCUAUUGUAAUUAUGAUAAUUGAUAAUUAAUUUUCCCAGUGUAUAAACCUCCUGUGAAAUAUAAAUCGACAGACUGUAAAAAUAUCCAUCUAACCAGCCGUUUGUUUGAAUUCAGGUAAUAUAUAUAGUAUACUUACCAGCCUGGAUGACCCCAAAAGAACACAAAGUAGAUAUUCUGUAUAAAAACAAUGACUAAAUUAUUUUCAGAGCUGUGCAUGUAUUUUCCAUACAUUUUUACGUAACUGGCAUUUCAAUUUGUCUUUGUAUUUUGUCACUCUUUGUUAUAAGAAAUUUGCAGACAAGUAAUAGCAUCAUAGCCCAUGUGUCCUGUUUUCCUAAGUAGGUUCUUGAUUUUGUCAGCAGAGGGCAGUAUAGGCCCAAUGUACAGCUUUGGAAAAAAAUGAAUAUUUUGUGAACGUUUGUACAGCAUUAAACUUUGUUUCAACAUUUU
This is a messenger RNA of Paramormyrops kingsleyae, 2915 nucleotides long. NCBI's taxonomy places the organism in Eukaryota, Metazoa, Chordata, Actinopteri, Osteoglossiformes, Mormyridae. The record is from RefSeq and is a predicted model, not a curated record.